Macrobrachium nipponense is the source of this 1958-nucleotide messenger RNA. RefSeq names its product junctional adhesion molecule 2A-like. Bases 504 to 1406 code for a protein of 300 amino acids. NCBI's taxonomy places the organism in Eukaryota, Metazoa, Arthropoda, Malacostraca, Decapoda, Palaemonidae. The transcript is spliced from 6 exons. The record is from RefSeq and is a predicted model, not a curated record.
CUGUUGGAGAGUGAGCACACUCCUCGCUCGCCACCACCAACAGAAUUGAAGUCUAGCGCAGUCAUACGUUCUGCUGUGAACACUUCUGGUAUACAGAAAUACAAACUUCUAAGUUUAAAUUCGCUAGUAAAUGCUGCACAAAAUAUAUUCGAAACAAUAUAUUAAACUUUAAUAUAUUCGUUUAAAACUUUUAUCAAUAAAUGAAAGUUUUACAACUGUUCAACUUUUCGUCACGAGCUGGCAGUAAUAUGACAUGACUUGAUCGAGUUCCUGAUGAUAUUAGAAAUAUAGUUUCAUUUCCAGAACAGAAUUCGGAAGAUAAUACUUGACUAUUUACGUAACGUUGAGGAUAUCCGCAAAGAAAUUUUGCCAGAAGAAAAGGCGAGAAUAACUCAAUGACACUCGGGCAUCUUUCCCAAGAGCAUUAAUCUCUCGGACCUUGACGUACAAAAGCAUCUCCAAGCAUUUUCAAAUGGAAAUAACAGUCUGAGGGAAAACAGAAGAUGGCAAAAAGCAACGCAUUGAUGGGGUCUUCGUCGCCCGUGACGUUCACGACGACCAUUCUUCUUCUUCGGUCUUUGUUAGUGAGUGGACAAGGGGUCGUCCUGACUAGCGUUGAAGUACCAGAACAUGUGAGCAGAGGUCAAGACGUGGAGCUGAAGUGUUUGUGGAAUCUCACUUCUCACAAGCUGUAUUCAGUCAAAUGGUACAGAGACGGAAGGGAGUUCUUCAGGUUUAUGCCCUCCGAGUCUCCUGCCAAGGCAGUUUAUGACCAACCAGGGAUCCACGUCAACAAAGAAAUGUCAACGGGGGAGACGGUCAUCCUCCGGAAUGUUGACCUAAGCUCCGGAGGUCGGUACAAGUGCGAGGUCAUCUCCGAUGGGGAGUUCCACACGGCUGAUAAGAGCGGCAUCAUGAUGGUUGUGGAAGUGCCAGAGGAAAAUCCCACUAUACACGGGACGAAGCACAAGUACCACAUCGGAGACAAUGCCCGCCUCACCUGCGUGUCUGCGAAUUCCACCCCACCGGCUCAGCUCACCUGGUACAUCAAUGAUCGUAAGGUACCACCGGAGUAUCUGGUGCAGGCCCCCAGCGUAAAAUAUCCCAACGGACUAAUGCAGACGCGCCUCGGCCUCUCCUUCGUCAUCACUCGAAAUCAUUUCCAGAACGGAGAAAUGACGCUCCGGUGCUCGGCCAGGGUCUCCUCCAUCUACCACAAGACUCAACAACACAGCAUCGACGGACACCUCACCUACAACGUUCCAGUCAUGGAAUCCAGAGAUCUGGCAGCCUAUUCCGGUUCUGCCAGAUCCUGCACUCCCCCGAUACUUGCCACUGCGCUAGUGUUCGCCGCCAUGUUGGUGAAAAUGGUGGUUGGUGGGGCACUGAAGCGCUACCCAAGCUGAUUCAAACAGCUCGCCAACAUCACCAUCAUCAUCAUCAUCAUCAUCAUCAUCAUCACCAUCACUACCAUCGCCAUAACAAGUCCCAUGAGUCGCCAUUCAUGAGAAAUCUCAUCCUCCACGACCUCAUUACAAUUAGAGAAUUAGGAGUUUCAUCGUAAUUCAUGUACAUUGAUGUCAUGAAAGUCCUUCAAAGUUUCAUCCGUUGUAGCCCCAGGAAUACUCUCUCUCCCAUUCGUAUUUCAAGUGUAUACUGUACAUGGCAUUAGCAUAAUGGAAAGAGUAGUUGAUUAAGAUAGUUCUCAGAUAUUCUAAUCGAAGGUGUCUUGGUGUUUGUGUUCAUGACCUGUAAGCCAAUAUACAUGUAGUUGGUGUCAUUCAAAAACACAUUUGCAUUCUUGCUUUUCAUGUAGAUGUCACAUGUACAGCCUUUGGGAAAUACAUUGUAAGAUAUAUAUUGUAUAUAACUGCGCACACACACACAUACACACAUCUAAAUAGUUUCAGCUUCAUUUCAGUUGUAUGAAUGUGAGCGUGACGAAGAGUUAAUUUACA